AUGGUACUCAAGAACAAGGACCAACUCGUCGCGACACAGGCAAACGCUACUGAAGCAUUACUCGCAAUCGAAGCAUCGGGUGAUCUCAGCGAUCAAUCAAACUCCAGUUCCGACGAUAUCAUCUACACGCCCCCAGAAAUCACAACCAACGACAUGACAUCUUUACCAGACAGCGAGGGUACUUUGCCUUCCCUCCAAGCGAACAAAUCACAAGAAGCCGCUGAUACCUCAUUUGCUAUCAUAUCAGCAUCCCACAGCCCCAUCCCCACCCUUCAAGACCCCAGUUCGGCCAACAUUAGCAAGCGCGAGUACAUUUACUUCCUCCCUUACCCACUGCCCCCAAACACUGAUAUUCCAUACUCGAUCCACCUCCCCCACAAGAACCCGCUGAACCUGCCAUCCCACCAAUUUGAGCCUACAACCACCUUGGUACUAACAAGCCCCAACCACACUUUUGUCGACAUCCGCAUCUAUAAAUCCUUCAAGAACCCAGAUAGUACCGACUCCAGCCCACUCCCCUCAGCGCAAUCCCCCAACCGCGGAAACCCUCAACACCUAGACUGGGCCUUCUCCGGCACCUCGUCUUCUGUACCCAUCACCCUACCACCCAGCAGCCCCCACCACGGCAAAUCCAAAAAGCAGCUUGAAGAAGAGACGUGGGAGAACGUCACACACUCAACAUGGACGCACUGGAUCGACUCGCGGCAUCCGGUUGGUAGUAAGGAUAUUCCUGUUGAUGAGGGGGAUAUGUAUCCUAUUGCUCCGGGGCUUACAUUGGAGGUGGGACAUGGGUUUCAUCCUGCGCUAAACGCGGUGAAGACGCAUGAGGAGAUGUGGAGGGAUGAUGAUGUGAGGAGCACGAAUAAGGAAGGGAGUAAGAUUUGUGUUGUUAUGCGGUGUCAGGCUGAUGCGGCGGGGGUGAGGGGGGUGGUUGUUAGAUUGGGGCAGUAUUGUCAGGGUAUCAUGAUGGCUGGUGAGAAGACGACGGUUGAGCGAUGGGAGUGGAAAGAUGAGCAUGCUGGGAAGGGAGAGGUAGAGAAGUGGAAGAGGGAGAUUAGGGUGGGUGAUGGGUUCGUGCCUUGUGGGGUUGCGUUUAGGCCCGAGGUGCUGGGAGUUGGUGCCGUGGUUAAGUUUCAUGACUUUGAAUGGACAGUGGAGGAGUGUUGGGAGUGGAAAUAG
Messenger RNA from Alternaria atra, 1179 nucleotides. RefSeq lists its product as uncharacterized. The record is from RefSeq and is a predicted model, not a curated record. Lineage: Eukaryota; Fungi; Ascomycota; Dothideomycetes; Pleosporales; Pleosporaceae. Bases 1 to 1179 code for a protein of 392 amino acids. The transcript has a single exon.